Messenger RNA from Mytilus californianus (California mussel), 414 nucleotides. RefSeq lists its product as uncharacterized. The record is from RefSeq and is a predicted model, not a curated record. Bases 22 to 414 code for a protein of 130 amino acids. NCBI's taxonomy places the organism in Eukaryota, Metazoa, Mollusca, Bivalvia, Mytilida, Mytilidae. The transcript is spliced from 3 exons.
UGCAAAGUCUGUGAAUACCAUAUGGGUAGAAAAGAAACAGUCCCUUCACAUGAUUGUAGCAAGAAUUGGCAGGGUACAAGUAAAGGCAUGGAACCUGAUAUGGCUUUAGAGAUGACCCACAAUCUGAAGGAUAAUGGAUGUCCUAUUCAUGUUCUCCAUGCUGAUAAUGAUUCAACCACAACAGCAAGAUUAAAGGUAGACUUUAAAGAACUGCAAAAGAAAGAUGACCAGAACCACACCAAGAAAGGUUUUUUCAAGAAACUUUGGAACGAAAAAUAUAGUACCAGAGCUGGAACAUUGCAGAAUAUGGGAUCAACACAGGGAAACGAAAAUUUCAACCAGAUUGUGACAAGCAAAGCCCCAAAGUCACGAAAAUUUAUUACAUCAGUGAAGAAAUCGUCUGUUGACCCUUAA